Uranotaenia lowii is the source of this 1994-nucleotide messenger RNA. Its product is annotated as myogenic-determination protein-like. NCBI's taxonomy places the organism in Eukaryota, Metazoa, Arthropoda, Insecta, Diptera, Culicidae. The coding region runs from base 952 to 1947 and encodes 331 amino acids. The transcript is spliced from 4 exons. Gene Ontology annotation, biological process: regulation of transcription by RNA polymerase II; positive regulation of myoblast differentiation; muscle organ development. Gene Ontology annotation, molecular function: RNA polymerase II cis-regulatory region sequence-specific DNA binding; protein dimerization activity; DNA-binding transcription factor activity, RNA polymerase II-specific. The record is from RefSeq and is a predicted model, not a curated record.
UUUUUUGCAUUAUUCAAGGAGUCUGCAUUCAGUUAUCCUCAAUAACCAUAGACUUUUUACCAAAUUUAAGAUCAAGGGUUGCACUCAGAUGGUUGGUUUGAACUUCGUGUGGAUCCUAGAGUGGCUCCUUAUACUUCUUAACCAUUUGGUCCGAAAAAAAAUCAGAAAAAAUCAACAGUUCAUGAGCUUUCAAGUCAACAAUGAAGAACCUUCGAGGCGCAAAAUGCGUUAAAGGAGCAAGUUUGUGCCAAAUUAUUUUUACCAUAUCUUUUUGCCACGUCAAUAUCUCAAACACACGUUAACUUAAAAAUCUAUCAAAAAUAGGCAAGAUAGUCCUUUUCAUAACCAACAACACGCUACUAAAGUUUUGCAUAUCCGAGCUCUAUUAACGUAGCUAUCACCGAAAUAAAGUUCCCGGAUACUAAAUGAUCAUAGCCUUAUUUUCGAGUUUUCCCCUGAUACUAGAUUUUAAAUUGUUUUUGAGCCACCCUAUUUUCACGUAUCUUGCACGAACGAUUCCGGUACCUUUUGGCAAGCAGGCAGGAGAGACACGAUCGGAUCCCGCCUCACGAGACAAUCACCACAGAUGUGACAAAUACGACCACGACAGCCGGUCAGAUCGGUUGGUGGAAAAUCUGUAGGAACACACGAAACGAGGAAAAAAAAACAGUUCAAGCACGAUCCGUGAAGUGCAACCGUGUCGCCGCGUCGUGUUGUCAUUGGACCGGCGGCGGUGUGCGAUCAUCUAGCUAGGCAACGCUCACGGUGAACCAGAAGAAGUCCCAGUCUUGCCGUGAAUUCCGCCGUCGUUAAACGUGUGUUCCCUGUGCGUCGGGAUAUUGUCACUAGAGUCGAGUUCUAUCUGAUCGGCGGAAAAAGUUGUGAAACGUGAUCACGACCUUUCCGUCUGGGCGGGGGUGCCGUGCAAAAUCCGCCGUUUGGGUCAACGAGAUGCGAAGUGACGUUGCCGAGCCUAGUGCUGCUGGUGUUUUGAUUGGCGGUGGUGAUCAGCGAACCAUGACCAAGUUCAACAGGAAUUUCGGUGGCAACAUUGGGAUGAACGCAGGCAAUCGGAACAAGUUCUUCGGUGCUUCCUCGUGUGCUGAUUCUAAGCCCGGAUACGAGUUUGACCAUAAAGGUGCAAUGGGAAGUGUUGUGGAUUUCGGUGGAGCAAGCGGGGGUGGUUUUUUCGGCUGUGGAUUUGGAACGAGUGCCAGUGCGUUGGGUCAGGGAUUAAGUGCAGAACAGAAGCUCAAACUGAACAUCCAGCAGUUGCAAAUUCGACAGAGACAACUGCAACUUCACAGUACCAACAGUAGCAACAGUAGCAUUAUCAACGAGGACGACGAUGACGAUGACGAUUUCGACGAUAACAGUGCCAGUUCAGCGGAAGAGCACGUGCUAGCCCCGGCGGCAGGGUGUAUGGCUAGUCCGAAUCGGCCCUGUCUGGCCUGGGCCUGUAAGGCUUGCAAAAAGAAAAGUGUUGCUGUUGAUCGACGGAAAGCUGCCACCCUCAGAGAAAGGAGACGGUUAAGGAAGGUGAAUGAAGCCUUCGAAGUCCUGAAGCGACGAACAAGUACAAAUCCCAACCAACGGUUACCGAAGGUGGAAAUACUGCGGAACGCCAUCGAGUACAUCGACAGUUUGCAAGCUUUGCUUGAGGAAACUCCACCCAUCCGCCAAAGUCCGGACAUUCUAACCGAUGGAAGUUCGGUAUCCGGCUUUUCGUCACCCCAGGAUUACGUGAAUUGUUGUUCCAACAGCUACCUCCGGGAGCGACUGCAUCAGCUCAGCAAGGACAGCGACCGGUACUCGCCAAUCACAGGUAAGAUUCUCGUGGGUACUCGCACUUCGGUGAAUCACGUUGAGCAUUUCGUUCGAGUGGUCCUAAAUCACUUUCAUAUUCCGGCAAGGCAUUUGCACGAACGAGCAAAACAGAUCGCUUGACUGGGAUUCCCCAGGAACGAUUCGGCGCUAAAUUAGGAAAAACGUCC